Molecule: messenger RNA, 972 nt
Organism: Sesamum indicum (sesame)
Lineage: Eukaryota; Viridiplantae; Streptophyta; Magnoliopsida; Lamiales; Pedaliaceae
Source: RefSeq, a predicted model, not a curated record
AUGGAGAAAAUUUGCCAUGAAGAAAGGUGGGCGCUCGUCAAUUCCGCCGAGAAUUCAGCACCAACACCAGAAAACGGCGGAGGAGGGGAAGACGAUGCGGAUGACGCACUUUCCUUAUGCGAUCUCCCCCUCAUUCAUCACUCAAGAAAAGAUGAGGAUGAAGAGAGUAGUACUCCUCUCAUCAGAGCCAGUACUGAAACUCCAGAGGAUUUCGACUUCUGCUGUCUGUUGAAGGAACCAGAAAUGUGUGUGGCUGACGAAGUCUUUUUCCAGGGCCGGAUUUUGCCUUUCCGCCGUUUGAUGAGUUCAGGGGAGAGAUUUUUGCAAUAUUCCGGCAGCUGCAGAUCGAUUUCCAGGUCCGAGUCCAUGGAUUUUCACUCUUCCGGCGGCUUAAUUUCCAGCAGAAGUAGCAGUAUCAGCAGCCACCAGUCGUCAAGCAGCGGCAGCUCCGCCACGGAUCCCAAAUCACCACCGCUAAACCAAUUCCGCUCCCGCCCAAUUAGCCCAUCUCCCAGAACACGUUUUUCCAGCCCUAGACAAAAAAUGGUCAGGAACGACAACAGAAACCGCACCAAGAAAUCAUCGGCGUGGAACAUCUUUCGACUGGGACUACUAACCCCUCCCGAAAUCGCGUUCCAGGAUCUCAAAAGUCGGUGUCCCAGCAGCAAUAACCGCAAGAACUUCGGGAGCCGUAACAGCACCGGUAGCAACAGCAGCAGCAGCAGUGAUAAAAAGAUCAAGAUCAUACCGAGGACGGCUUUACUACUUGGCGGGUGCAAGUCGUCAUGUUCAGUCGAUGCAGUUGAUACAGUUCCUUCAAAAGUCGUGACCAUCAAGAGAAGCGCUCGCGACAGCGAGAUGGAGGCGCGAGUUGAAGAAGAAAACCUGCUGGCGAUGAAAUCACCCAAAAAGCGGUUGUCCCAUCGUCGAACGUUUGAGUGGUUAAAGCAGCUUUCACUAGAUGAACCGUAG